This is a messenger RNA of Nerophis lumbriciformis (worm pipefish), 3192 nucleotides long. The record is from RefSeq and is a predicted model, not a curated record. Lineage: Eukaryota; Metazoa; Chordata; Actinopteri; Syngnathiformes; Syngnathidae.
AUGACCCGGACACAUCCGCCUGAUAUCCUGACAUCAACACUAUAUCAGGACAUUCCUCUUUAUCCGACAACUGAACAGGUCAUUUCUCCUCACUCUUCUUUGCAAUGUGACUUGAAGAUGAUUGAUAAAGCAGAAAUCAUCAACAAAAGACAUUGCCGCAGCUUCGACUUUCUUGAAUCACUGGAUGACCCGCAGUCUGUGUCUUCCCCAAUGGAGUAUCCUUAUAAGCGUCCAGAACAGCAGACUUUACUCAAAGAUCUGACGUGGAAUGGACUAGAUCAACCAGGAUACCUUCGCUUCUCAUCUCCAGAUUUGUUUAACUCCAGGCAAAUCCAACAACACACUAUUCAGGACAAAAGCAGUCAAAUCACAUGGUCAGAUUCUGUAAAUAGAAAAAGAUCAAGAAGUGCUCCCAGAUUCAAAUCCAGUCUCACUCCUGUGCCCAUGUCUGUCUCGCCUCUGGAGGCCAACAAAGACAAGGACGCCCAAGACACAUUGAAGUCCUCUGAAACACAAAGAGAGGCAUACCCCUCCAGUAGGGCUUUUUUGAAUGAGGUCCACCCUAUAAAACUACAACCUCAUGCUCCCCUUUAUGUCUCUGAUUGUUUUGAUGAAGGAAAAUCAGAAAAAACAUCCACAACGCCUCAUGUCAGGUGCCGCGUGGACAUCAAACCAGAUGCUGCUGUACUCCAACACGCAUCCAGGCAGAUCCCCAACCUGCGACCUGCACGACUGGCUUGGCAAAGAUAUUCACAGGCUAGUAGCAGUCGAGGUUUGUAUGUACCACGUCAGAUAUCCUCACCUACACCGACUCCAAGUGAAUGCUUCAGUGGAGAUUUUAGACAAGGAUAUAACUAUUCCACAAGCAUGUCUCCUGUCUCUUACCAGCAUCUAGACAUGUAUCGUAUGCAGUCACCAACAGCAAUGUAUCAGGAACAAAGAGCUUACUCAAAUCCAAACAUCCCAACAAAGUUCUUUUAUACAGAGGACCCAGUUCGAUAUCCAAUUCACCCCUAUUCUAGGGCAUAUCUUCAGGAUGAUAGGUCCAGUUUAGCCAGUCGGGGAAGUACUAUAACAAGUCAGUAUGAUCCGAGGAAUCGGUGGGUGCAUACCCUUCCUCUCAGGUCAUAUUACACAAAUAAUUUUUCAAACCAGGAGCCAUCACACUCAUUGUAUAGUAUGCCCUAUCCUACAAGUGAGGCAGGGUCCUGCUUUUCUCAAACCCCAUCAAGCUCUUACUUUGGAGAUGACCCCCGUUUCAACCCAUACCACCAAAGUUGCUCCAAUCUAUAUUAUCCCAAGCCACCUAACUCUCAUGAGGAGCGGUAUUUUCCAUCAAGGCAGUACCACACAGAAGGCCGAAGACGCCCCCGCAUGUCACAGGCCUUUUCAGAUGACUGGUAUCGCUCAAGUAUAUCCGGUUAUUCCACCCAGUCUUCUCCGUUCACCCCACCAAGAAUAAGGACAGACACUGGUAUAUCCCCAUGGUACACAACACACAGCAUGGAGACAAGCAGGCUUGGGACGGAAGCCAAAAACCACUCCAAGUCUUGGGACAAUAUUCUUUAUCCCCGCCAUGACAGAGAACAAUCUGUGCCUCGCGGAAGAAGUUAUGAGAACCUGUUUUACCAAGGGAGGCAUCGGGCAUCACCCACUGUCUCAUCUCAACCUGUUAUUCUCAACCUUUCAAGUUCACCAAAGCGCUAUGCUGCUCUAUCUCUCUCUGAGACAUCUUUAGAGCGAAGUCCAAGCAAUCUGUGGAAAAAUAACAAGAGUGGCCACUGGUUUGUGACUCCUGAGAUCACCAUAACUGAUAAUGACAUAUGUGCAGGCAACCGUGAGAGACGUGGCGUGCACGCCGUCAAUUGGAAUACUCUGGAGAGUGAAAAGAAAUCUGCUCCAAGAGUAAUAGAUGUUAAGAAGUCAUUCAACACAACAGAAGUGGCUAAAGAAAGGAAACGCAACAAUGUCUCCCUUCAGCAGAGUCUGGAACAACUUGACGAGCUGUUAGCUGACUUAGUGGUUGAUUACAAACCACCAACCAGCAGGAAGCCUAAUGGGGACUUUCUGGAUCAGCUUAAACAUCUGAUUACUGAAGACGAUGAAAAGGUCAGGGGAGCUUCUGAGAUUGAAAAUCUUGAAUGCCUGAGCACACAGCUCCCAUCCUCUAAAUCCAGUCCUGACACAAUCAAAGACCCUGAUAGUGGGUGUGAUGCUUUACAAAGAAGUGCAGAAGAAUGUUCUCCAGACCACAGUGCAGAAGAAGAUGAAACCAUGGUGUGUGCUAACAAGAAAUGUAAGCGUUCUGAAAAUAUGUUCAAUGCAUGCUUGUACUUCAAGUCAUGUCACAGCUGUUACACCUUUUACUGCUCUCGAAACUGUCGUCGGGAUGACUGGGAAACCCACAAAGAAACAUGUCUGUACGGCCGUGUAAGCAGUGUGUGUCGGCACACUAUUAAGUUCUGCAGAGAAAAUGCAGAGAUUCAUAAAGCCUUCUCACGUAUUGCUAAAGCUGGGUACCUCUCCAGAGGAAGAGGUGUCCUCUUUCUGGGUUUUGCCAAUCCAGACACUGCUGAUAACUUUCUUCAAGUUGGGCUUGAGAGCCUUGGCAUGUCACCUACAUACCUGUCUCUCAGAGAGCUGGAUAGCUUUAAGGACAACUUAGGUGAAUAUUGCAAGGAACUGCAGCAGGCAGGUAAUGAGUAUGACCCAAGUGAAUGUUUUCUCUUGAAUGUAUCUGUUGCUGUUGGUGAACUAGUGCCUAACAGACCCUCACCAAGGGUCCAAACACCAACGGUUCGAAAAUAUGCAAAGAUAUCCUUGGCAUCUUCAAGCCCAGAAAAAAAGCUACUAAAAAAGGAUAGUGAAAUGGAAACUCUUAUCCUUACUCCGCCACCGGGAACGCCGGCCCUUGACCAGGAGGGCGAAGAGGGAAGAAAAGCCAGGGAGGUGUGCUUCGUCAACAUUCAGCGUGAACUCAGGAUCAGGGGAGUCUUUCUUCGACACGAGUACCCGAAAAUCUAUAAUCAGCUAUGUGAGUUUGUGGAGAGCAACAAACGGUUCACUCCAACUACUAUUUAUCCAAUAGAUAAGAGAACGGGGAAACAGUUUAUGUGCAUGAUCAUGGCUGCAUCAGAGCCAAGAACAUUAGACUGGGUGGAUACCCCUCAUCUUUUGGAUGAUAUUAUUUAG